This is a messenger RNA of Solea senegalensis (Senegalese sole), 513 nucleotides long. RefSeq names its product centromere protein W (gene cenpw). The record is from RefSeq and is a predicted model, not a curated record. Gene Ontology annotation, cellular component: kinetochore; nucleoplasm. Lineage: Eukaryota; Metazoa; Chordata; Actinopteri; Pleuronectiformes; Soleidae. The coding region runs from base 97 to 324 and encodes 75 amino acids. The transcript has 3 exons. Gene Ontology annotation, biological process: mitotic cell cycle; chromosome segregation; kinetochore assembly. Gene Ontology annotation, molecular function: DNA binding; protein heterodimerization activity.
AAGAAGAAGCACGUACACCCAGGAAGUAGAAGAAGCGGGACAUUGAAAAACGUAAACAACCUUUUUGCUGGCGCGCGGUUGGAACAUUUGCUCAAAAUGUUGAACAAGGCACCAAAACUGAAAUCUAUCAUUAAAACGAAAACGAAGAGUAAUAUCAACGUGAAACCAACAUCGGAAGCGAUGAUAGAACUACUGACAUUGUUGUUUCUGAGCAACCUGGCAGAGGAGGCCAAGACCAACGCGUUUGAAGAAAAAUCUGCUAGGAUCAGAGCUCAUAACGUGAAAGCUGUCUCCAAGAAAAUGCUGAAAAAGGCAAGAGGAUGAAGAGUGGAAUUAAUCACUGUAAUUUGUAUGACAUUUUAUGUCAUUUUAAUUUUUAACAAACAUUGCAAAUGUCAUUGUGAAUGAUAUUUCCAAUAUUUGUUUUAUUCUGAAUUUAAUUUUUGAAUCUUUUUAUCUUGUGCAAGCAAAUGUUUUGACUUUAUAUUCUUUAUUAAAUGUUUGUGAAUGUUA